Pseudogymnoascus verrucosus is the source of this 1312-nucleotide messenger RNA. RefSeq lists its product as uncharacterized. The record is from RefSeq and is a predicted model, not a curated record. Bases 435 to 1280 code for a protein of 281 amino acids. NCBI's taxonomy places the organism in Eukaryota, Fungi, Ascomycota, Leotiomycetes, Thelebolales, Thelebolaceae. The transcript is spliced from 3 exons.
CAGAUCCGGAAAAUUAAAGCCUAGACAGCGUAUUUAGCAUCGUAUGCCAACAGACCCCAUGCCUUCGUAUUUCUCACCCGACCUAGACACUAUAGCUGAGAUGAUAACUCCUCUCCUGAGAUCUCUCGAUGUCGCGAUUCUUCUCUAGAAGUAUUAUAUUUCGAUAUUCGUCGCCCUCAUCGGGUUGAGCCGUUGUACCCGUCUCUGUACCCGUCUUUCUCGCGAAUGUAGACUGUCCCCUCACUUCAACUACAUUACGUGACUGCACCGAGGUUGGACAUCCGUCGAGAUUCCGCAGUCGAACUGCCACUUACAUUAUAUGUCGUCACCAACACAUCUAUCCUCCAUUACUACUACCAGCACAAUAACUCUUAACAACAAGACUUAGGAUAUACUAGUUAAGUUCUCGAAAACACCAUUACAAUUCUUAAGCCAUGGCACCUGUUGAGGAUGUGGCACCCCCGCUUUUCGAGCGGUUUCUCGCCAGCGUAUUGAAACCUGCUGGACUUAUUUGCUACUGCUAUUACUAUCUUCUGAUAACCUUUCUACAAUGGCCUUUGCUUGCAUUCCAAGACUUGCAAGCCUUCAGACACCGCGCUUUUUCGAGGGUCUGGGGCAAAGUAGGAGCGGAGUUGUCGCAGCAGCUUGAAGGCAACACGUUCGACAUGCUGAAAACAGCCAGCGGAGUAGUUUUGGAUGUUGGGCCAGGCACCGGAGAGAUAUUAUGUCGGCUGGAUCCAGCACUCAUAACCAAGGCUUAUGGUGUGGAACCUGCGGUUGACAUGCACCCAGCGCUACAGAAGAACAUCAACAAAGCCGGGCUCGCUGGAAAAUACGAGAUUGUUUCCUGUGGUGCUGAACCUGCAACUCUCAUCCCGGCACUGGAUAAGCUAGCGCUCCUUAAGACGGAAGGCCGGUCUAACGAGGGUGUCUUCGAUACGAUCCUGUGUAUCAGAGUCCUCUGCAGCGUGUCAAACCAGCAGGAUACUGUCAACGAGCUUUACCGGUUACUGAAACCUGGCGGUCGCCUGAUUGUCUGCGAGCACAUUGCUAGCCCUUGGCCUGGGCGAGCAUCGGUUGUGACAUGGAUCUUGCAAAAGCUCUGGAUCUUAGCGGGGUGGAAUGUUUUAAUGGGUGGGUGUAAACUCAAUAGAGACACUGUCGGCGCCCUUGAGGCAGCUGGUGGAGGAGAUCGAAAGGGCUGGAAGAAGAUUGAUAUUGGGUACUGGGAAACCUGGCACCCCAUACCGUUUGUGGUGGGUGAGCUGGUAAAGAUUUAAUGACUUGGUGAAAAGGACAUAUUCAGCACAAG